Polyodon spathula (Mississippi paddlefish) is the source of this 3101-nucleotide messenger RNA. Its product is annotated as zinc finger protein 883-like. The transcript has 3 exons. NCBI's taxonomy places the organism in Eukaryota, Metazoa, Chordata, Actinopteri, Acipenseriformes, Polyodontidae. Gene Ontology annotation, molecular function: RNA polymerase II cis-regulatory region sequence-specific DNA binding; DNA-binding transcription repressor activity, RNA polymerase II-specific. The coding region runs from base 401 to 2464 and encodes 687 amino acids. Gene Ontology annotation, biological process: negative regulation of transcription by RNA polymerase II. The record is from RefSeq and is a predicted model, not a curated record.
GAAGGGGAAACCUUUACUGCCAAUGGGGUUUUUUUAAAUAUUAUUAUCAUCAUUUUCUGUUUUGGCCAAUCAUGUAAUUUGCAAACUGCAACCCUGUCACGUGAUCGAGGCAGGUGACGUGAUCCGCAAUGACGUUUUACACGUCAGCUGUGUGGAGAGACACGGCUUCUUUGCUUCCCCUCAAAGAGAAGAACAACGAUCAGAAGUUAAAAACAACGACUGUGCCAUAUCGCAAUUAAAAAAUAAUAAUAAUAAUAAUAAAAAAAUAAAUGGUGUUACACGCGACAGUGUGCAAGGCGUGGACAAUACAAAUGUAAGUUAUGUGUUUAUUUGUGGACGUUUGUUUGCGACGGGAGGGCAACAGCAAGACCGAUUGAAGAAUCCUGUGGACAGCGUGACGAUGGAAUCUGCCCAGAUUAAAGACGAGUUCCCUGAACCUGAACUUGUACCCAUUAGAGAGUUUAUUGCCUCCCUCCCCAUUAAAAAGGAGCUCUGUGAGAUGCAAUGUGACAGCAGCCAGUUAGAGGUCUCUGAGAUUAAAGCUGAGCACAAUGAAUUGGUGAUCCCCCAGACAGAAGAACCCCUUCCUGUGAAACAAGAGGAGGUGCUGGAAACUCUCUGUAUUAAACGGGAGCCCCCUGAAGUAGAGUUUGAUCUCCUGGAACCAGGGAGGGAAGAAUCCGAGGACUUCAAACCAAACAUCCCUGAGCUGGAGCCUGUACGCCUGCGGGAGUGUAGCGUGGUGCUGGAGAGAAUCUGCGUGAGAGAGCCAGGUGCAUCAUAUUCAGAAUGCAGACUAGCAGGUUCCAGUCCAGCAGCUAAAGUGAGGGCGGGCGGUGGAGAAUAUCCUGACUCUGGGAAAGGUUUCACCCAAUUUGGAAACCUGAACACACACCAACGAAUUCACUCAGGAGAAAAACUGUAUCGCUGCUCUGACUGUGGGAAGAGUUUCGAUCUGGCAGGCAGCCUUGUAAUUCACCAACGAAUUCACACAGGAGAGAGACCGUAUCACUGCUUUGACUGUGGAAAGAGUUUCACUCAAUUAGGAAACCUGAAAACACACCAACGAGUUCACUCUGGAGAGAAACCGUAUCGCUGCUCUGACUGUGGGAAGAGUUUCAAACACUCAAACAGCCUUGUUUUACACCAGCGAAUUCACACAGAAGCGAAACUGUAUCGUUGCUCUGACUGUGGGAAGAGUUUCAAUCUGGCAAGCAGCCUUGUAAUGCACCAACAAAUUCACACAGGAGAGAGACCGUAUCACUGCUCUGACUGUGGGAAGAGUUUCGAUCUGGCAGGCAGCCUUGUAAUUCACCAACGAAUUCACACAGGGGAGAGACCGUAUCACUGCUUUGACUGUGGGAAGAGUUUCACUCAGUUAGGAAACCUGAAAACACACCAACGAGUUCACUCAGGAGAGAAACCGUAUCGCUGCUCUGACUGUGGAAAGAGUUUCAAACACUCAAACAGCCUUGUUUUACACCACCGAAUUCACACAGGAGCGAAACCAUAUCGCUGCUCUGACUCUGGUAAGAGUUUCAAACACUCAAACAGCCUUCUUUUACACCAGGGAAUUCACACAGGAGCGAAAGUGCAUCGCUGCUCUGACUGUGGGAAGAGUUUCACCCAGUUAGGAAACCUGAAUACUCACCAACGAAUUCACACAGGAGAGAAACCGUAUCGCUGCUCUGAAUGUGGAAAGAGUUUUAGUCAGUCAAACUGCCUUGUUUUACACCAGCGAAUUCACACAGGUGAGAAACCAUAUCGCUGCUCUGACUGUGGGAAGAGUUUCAAUCUGGCAGGCAGCCUUGUAAUUCACCAACGAAUUCACACAGGAGAGAGACCAUAUCACUGCUCUGACUGUGGGAAGAGUUUUGAUCUGGCAGGCAGCCUUGUAAUUCACCAACGAAUUCACACAGGAGAGAGACCGUAUCACUGCUUUGACUGUGGAAAGCGUUUCACUCAAUUAGGAAACCUGAAAACACACCAACGAGUUCACUCUGGAGAGAAACCGUUUCGCUGCUCUGACUGUGGGAAGAGUUUCAAACACUCAAACAGCCUUGUUUUACACCAGCGAAUUCACACAGGAGCGAAACUGUAUCGUUGCUCUGACUGUGGGAAGAGUUUCAAUCUGGCAAGCAGCCUUGUAAUGCACCAACAAAUUCACACAGGAGAGAGACCGUAUCACUGCUCUGACUGUGGGAAGAGUUUCGAUCUGGCAGGUAGCCUUGUAAUUCACCAACGAAUUCACACAGGGGAGAGACCGUAUCACUGCUUUGACUGUGGGAAGAGUUUCACUCAAUUAGGAAACCUGAAAACACACCAACGAGUUCACUCAGGAGAGAAACCGUAUCAUUGCUCUGACUGUGGGAAAAAUUUUAAACACUCAAACAGCCUUGUUUUACACCAGCGAAUUCACACAGGAGGGAAGCCGUAUCGCUGCUCUGACUCUGGGAUGUGUUAGGAAACCUGAAUCCCUUUCUCACGCUGAAAAGAGCUGUAAACUUGUUCACACAGGAGAGAGUUGUUGUUGUAAAGCGCUUUGUGAUGGUGGUCCACUAUGAAAGGCGCUAUAUAAAAUAAAGAUUAAUUGAUUGAACCAGAGCAGGAAUGGUGCUUGCGGCUCACGAGGUUGCAGCAGUCAAGAUCGCAUUCUUCUGACUUAAUAUCACAUAAACUCCAGCAGAAAGGCUGUACAAAACAUAGACACACACACCCACACACACUGUACACUUCCGCUGUUAUACUCUUACCUGUUGAUGCCUGUCAUUAUCACAGUACAUUUUUAACACCAUCAAUGUAAAAUUAAAGACAAACCAUCGGAUAUAACUUAAAAGUUUUAUUCUAGCACAUUGUGUCAAGCGUCUGCACAGCCGAAACACCGUAUUUAAACGGACAAUUGCACAUCAAAGGGUUUAUUUUUUAACUUGCCACAUAUAAAGCACUACUUAAAAGAAAAAAAAAAAAAACUAUAAUAAAAUAAACAUUUUAACAUAAAAUGUCAUUCGCAGCGCAGAAUCCAGAAUUGCAGUUUUCUGAUUGAAAUGUUUCUGAUGAAGUGCUGUGGCUAGCUUCAAGAUGAAAUCUCUCCUACCGGUAUU